AUGAAAUUCAAACUUUUAACAUUAAGAGUAUGGGAGCUGAUUUUGAGUUUAUUUUUUCAAUUCUGGAAGCGAAAAAACUCUACCCUUUUAGCCAGGUGGCAAAUUAGUUAUUCAAUGAACAAUGACACAAAUCCAGCAAGGAGGGUUCCAAUAGACUUGCGUUACUUAAUCUCACUCAAGAUCAGGACUGUGAAACGACUAGGGAUACCUGAUGAGAGGAUCAUUCUUAUGUUUGUGGAUGACAUGGCUUGUAAUUCCCGAAACAAAUACCCUGCACAAGUUUCAACAAUGAAAAUCAUAGGCUUAACUUGUAUGGAGAUAAUGUUGAGGUAG
This is a messenger RNA of Lactuca saligna, 333 nucleotides long. Lineage: Eukaryota; Viridiplantae; Streptophyta; Magnoliopsida; Asterales; Asteraceae. The record is from the annotation of a GenBank genome assembly.